AUGGACAGUGACCUCAAGUCCUCCGUCUGGGGAGGGUCAGCGUGUCUUACCGGCGGGAAGGCCUCCAAGGGGACCCGAGGAUACGAGUGGGGACUGAGGGCUGAUGGGAUCACGGUGGGCGGAGGGGGCCGGCGGGGCGGGGCUUGUGGGGCGGGAGCGGCUUGCGAGGAAGGCCGGGCGCGCGCACCCAGCGAGGAAGGCCGGGCGCGCGUGUGGGCGCCGGCUCCUGGCUUCCGGUUUGGGGGCGGGUUGCGGGGGGCGGAGCUUGCUCAAAACUCCUCCCAUUUGAAGCGAAGAGCGAGCUCUGUCCGGCGGGCGAGCGGCUUCCGGGGCUGUCUCCUCCAGACUGCCUACCUACGCUGCCCGCGGGCUAGAGGUGGGCGGGCAUUGUGCGCUGGCGGCGCGCGCUCCCAAGUUGCCGGGAGACGGCGCGCGAAUGGCUGCUCAGGGCUCGCGGCUCAGGCGACUCUAGGCCGCGGUGGCCCCCCCAGCCAGCUCGGCCAACGCGGCCGCCGCGGGCACCAGAGGAGAAAGCGCGUGAACGGAAUCUCCGGACUUGCGACUCACUCGCACCGCUCCUGUGGGAGUUCCAAUCGCAGUCCUGGGAGCCAGGAACCCUGGGUGCACGCACUCAUCCAUCCAUCCCGGGGGACUCCUGAGUGCAGAUCCCGCACUGGCGAGCUGGAGCAGAGCCUGCUACAGGAGAAGGCACAGGCCCCGAGGCUGCUCCGAGAAUUAGCAACAACAGGGCUGACCACAGUGGCCAAGAAGUCACGGGUGCUGCAGCUGGAGGAGGAGCUGACCCUGCGAUGCAGCGAGAUUGAGGAGUUACAGCAGUGCUUGCUGCACUCGGGCCUGCCAUCCGCCAACCACCCCAAGGCCGCCGAGACGCUGCGGCUGCAGGAGUGGCUGCUGUCGGCCAGCAAGGAGCACCAGAGGGAGAGCAGAGGGGUGCUGCGGGACAAGUACCAGAAGGCCCUGAGGGCCUACCAGGCGGAGGUGGAAAAGCUCCGGGUGGCCAACGAGAAGUACACGCAGGAGUGGAGAAAGGUCCAGCAGGCCACCAGCGAAAUGGGGCUCAUGGACAACUGGAAGUCCUAGCUGGACUCACUGGCCUCGGACCACCAGAAGUCCCUGGAGGACCUCAAGGCCACCCUGAACUCAGGCCCUGGGGCCCAGCAGAAGGAGAACAGAGAGCUGAAGGCUGUGAUGGAGGGCAUCAAGAUGGAGGACCAGCUGGAGCUGGGCAACCUGCAGGCCAAGCACAACAUCGAGACAGCCAUGCACAUGAAGGAGAAGAAGGGCCUGUGGCAGAAGCUGCAGGAGACCCAGAAUGAGCUGCACAGGCUGCAGCAGCACUGGCAGGCCCAGCUGGAGGUCCAGGCCGGCCAGCACCAGAUAGAGCUGCCAGAGGCCCAGGAGCAGUGCCGCGAUGCCAAGCUGCGGGUGCAUGAGCUGGAGAAGCUGGAUGUGGAGUACGGGGGGUGGGCACAGGCCAUUGAGUUCCUCAAGGAGCAGAUCUCCCUGGCUGACAGGAAGAUGCUGGAUUACGAGGUGCUGCAGCGGUCUAAAGCCCAGAGCAAGCAGGAAGCCAAGAGGCUGUGGGAGAAGCUUCUGGUCGCCGAAAACAGACUCCAGGCUCUCGAGUCCCUGUGCUUGUCCCAGAACACCAGCAUAAGCAGCCACCCAUGCUGCUGGGUUGGGGACAAGCUAAACCAGAGAGACAAAGAGGUGACAGCCUUGAUGUCCCAGACCUAGAUGCUCAGGACCCAAGUAAGUGCACUGGUGAGCAAGUGUAAGUCAGGAGAGAAGAAGGUGGACACCCUGCGGAAGAAGUGGCACUUGGAGGCAGAGCUAGAGGCCGUGUCCCGGAAGACCCACGAUGCCUCGGGCCAGCUGGUCCUCAUCAGCCAGAGCUGCUCGGGAAGGGGCAGUGACCUGAAUGAACUUCGAGUGUUGCUGCUGGAGGCCCGUCGCCACUCCCCAGGGCCCAGGAGGGACCUGAGCUGCGAGGUUCACAAGGCCGAGUGGCGGAUCAAGGAGCAAAAACUCAAGGAUGACAUGGGCCUGUGUGAAAAGCUGACCGGGCUGGACAAGGAGAAGUCCCUGUCGGAUCAGAGGCGCUACUCCCUCAUUGACGCAUCGGCGCCCGAGCUCCUGCUGCAGCACCAGCUGAUGAGCACGGAGGACGCGCUGCGGGACGCCCUGGACCAGGCUCAGCAGGUGGAGAAGCUCAUGGAGGCCAUGAGGAGCUGCCCCGACAAGGCCCAGGCAGUCGGCAAUUCCAGAUCUGCAAGCGGCAUCCACUAGCAAAACAAAGCCCAGAAACAAGAGUUGCAACCUGAGGCGGGGACGCGCUCCCAGCGCAUGCGCGCUCCCUUCGUCCGCCCUCCCAGGGGCCCGCUCACACGGUGGAGGGAGCGCGCCCGGAGAGAACGCGUCCCAGCCACCCUUAAGUGCUCCGGGUGGAAACUGACGCCCGCGGCGGCGGGGUUCCGGGGGCGGAAAGGAAGGCAGAGGCGGGAAGGCGGUGCGCCGCCCGCUCUUCCCCACCCCUUGCCUCGGCCCUGA
This is a messenger RNA of Manis javanica (Malayan pangolin), 2571 nucleotides long. NCBI's taxonomy places the organism in Eukaryota, Metazoa, Chordata, Mammalia, Pholidota, Manidae. The record is from RefSeq and is a predicted model, not a curated record.